Messenger RNA from Trichoderma virens Gv29-8, 900 nucleotides. RefSeq lists its product as uncharacterized. The record is from RefSeq and is a predicted model, not a curated record. The transcript has 2 exons. NCBI's taxonomy places the organism in Eukaryota, Fungi, Ascomycota, Sordariomycetes, Hypocreales, Hypocreaceae. Bases 1 to 900 code for a protein of 299 amino acids.
AUGUCACCACCCAAACCCCUGUCCCGGAUCUCCGCCACGCGGCCCUGGGACCCUUGGAACUCGUCCGCAACUGGCCACCAGCGAGCAGAGACGCAGCCGGGCACGGGGUGGCGACACUCGCGGACCAGGAAGCUCAACAGCCAGUUCCGGGCCGGCGACGGCUCGGGCGGCGAGCGCUUGAGCGACACCUGGGGCGCCGGGGCAGAAGAUUCCGGCGUCGAUGGCUUUGGUAAGACGAAGAGUGCGAGUGGUAGAGGCAGUGACAGUGGCGAACAGGGAAGUCACAAGAGGAGCGUCGUGGACAUGCUGACUCGCCCGGGGCUGAUGCGUGAGACGCUGGAAUCAAGCCGGCCAAACGGGCCUGAAGCACGGGACAAGUCGACGGCAGGGACCCAUCUUACGGCAGAGGAUGCCUUGAUGCACCAGAGACGGCUGGAGGACGAGGAAGGGCAAAAGAAAUCCCAGGCCAACCCCCGCAAGCUGUUCGACGGAGUCACAGUCUACGUCAACGGGAGCACGUUUCCCCUGGUGUCCGACCACCGGCUCAAGCAGCUCGUCAGCGAGAAUGGCGGCAACAUGUCGCUGAACCUGGGCCGGCGAAAGGUCACGCAUGUUAUCCUUGGGCGGCCCAAUGGCUCGACAGGCGGCAGAGGAAACGGCGGUGGCCUCGCCGCGGGCAAGCUGGAAAAGGAAAUACGGAAAAUCGGGGGCUGCGGCGUCAAGUUUGUCAGCGUGGAAUGGGUUCUGCAGAGCAUCCAGGAGGGAAAGAGACUGCCCGAAGCGCGCUUCUCCAACCUCAAGAUGGCCGUAAAGGCACAAAACAGCGUCUAUGGGCUGUAUUCCAAGCGGGAAGCCACUUCUAAAACCACUCCCUCAGAUACCUCUUCUCAAUUACCGUAA